This is a messenger RNA of Aspergillus wentii DTO 134E9, 649 nucleotides long. RefSeq lists its product as uncharacterized. NCBI's taxonomy places the organism in Eukaryota, Fungi, Ascomycota, Eurotiomycetes, Eurotiales, Aspergillaceae. The coding region runs from base 325 to 573 and encodes 82 amino acids. The transcript has a single exon. The record is from RefSeq and is a predicted model, not a curated record.
GAGGCUUGGAGAAAGAGCUUGGAGGUCCGAAUGCUUUGCCGGUGCGUCCUUUACUGCCGUACAUACCGAUUUACGAUAUAUGUCAAUAAGCUAACUCUUAAUUCUAGGCUCGCAAAGAGGGUGAGGACAAGUGGUAAUUUGCUUUGAUUUUAUAUUGUGUAAAUAAAUACAGGACGAUUUUCUCUUUCGGCGCCAAUCGAGGGUCUGAUUGUCGAUGCUUUGGGGGAGACUGCUCUUCAUAUCUGACUACUGCGAAAAUGUUGACAGUUUGUGACACUACAGACACACCCGAUUCCGUCUGAAAACCCUUAAUUGCUGCAUGCGAUGCAGUGCUGCGGUUCAUUAAAUAUCUUAAUGAAUGGCGGUGUACCAUGUAGUAUCUCCACCAACAAAUACGUGAAGCCAAGGACAAAAAAUUAUGGACAAAAGAGCAACAAGAGAUACCGGCAAAGGGUAUUUUAUGUUAUUUGUGCAAGCUGUUUUAGUAUAUAUCUUCAAGCUCGGUUUCGUUUUGAUGGCGAUCUUGAAAAUGAGGUGAGACCUAGAAACACCAGGUUUAGCAGGUCUCUUUAAAAGAAUUCGAUUUUAUGUCUAGUUAUUUUUGGAGAAGUAAAAAUAACAAUUCAAUAAUAAAACCAAUAGCCCACGG